Molecule: messenger RNA, 2148 nt
Organism: Klebsormidium nitens
Lineage: Eukaryota; Viridiplantae; Streptophyta; Klebsormidiophyceae; Klebsormidiales; Klebsormidiaceae
Source: the annotation of a GenBank genome assembly
CACUGACAAAGUGACAAAGUCAGAAAGACAUUGCAUCUUCCGCCCACACAAAUGUUAAUGCCAGCACAUCUUCCUGCCAUCUUCUGAUUCUUCAUUUCCAAAGCUACAGUAGCCUACUGUAACUAGGUACUAGGAGCCCUGUAGGAGCUGGUCCUAGAUUUUAUUGCUCAUUCUGUUCUCCCUUUGUCUGUAGAAAGUUGAUGGACAUCAAGCGUUCACUCCAUGACUAGCCCUCGAGGCGUAUGCUCCUCUGCGACAGCUACCUGACCAGCCGCGCGUGCAAGACUUUAUUUUAGAAAGUUCAUACAGACUACAAUCAUAGAUACUAGGUAUCCGCCCUGUUGGUAUUUUUAAAGCGGGCUACAACGACAGGGGUCUAGAAGAAGGGUUCACGAGUUCCUGGAGCAAGGCGGCAACACAGCAAUCUGCGCUCCGCACUUUGUGAAGUGGUAGAUUUGCCGUCAGACAGGCCUGGUAUCAACAAUAGUGGACUUGUGGAAGUGGGACAAGCUUGGCAUUGCAUCAGGUGAGGAGGAUCAGGGUAAAGGGUCCAGUUCGGAGAUGAGCGACAAAGACGAGGGCACACACAUUGCAGGCAUGAGCGAGGCUAGCUCCGCGCUGACCUCAGCAGCGGCUGCGCCAACCUCAGCAGCGGCAGCGCCACUGCGCAGCAGCAGAGGCAUGGGGCCUUUUGUGCACAUUGAUCCGCAUGACGAUCUGUCCGCGAUUCUGCGGGUCAUUCGCGAAGAGGACCCAGCCGUAUGGCGGCCGAAAGCGGAGGUGGUUGAUCGGUGGGGAGUGUUGGAAGGUGGGGAUCAGCAAGAGACGGGGCCAGAUUGGCGGAACGGAAAGAUGAAGAGUUGGCGGCUGCCAAAGACAGGGCGACGCAGCGGUACAAGCAGGAUUAUGCAAUUAAGAUGUACAUGCCUGAGCUGGAUCCCCCCGUCUGGAGAAAGAUUCAAGGUUUCUGGCGGAAUCGUGCUCAACACGCUGGCGGACAAAGUUCUAAUGCCGAUAACGGGUUGGGUGCGCAACUACCAUGGAUACGUGUUCUGCGACCGGCGGGAAGGCGCGUGCUUCGUGCCCAAGGACAGCAACGCAAUCGACAUGAUGCACGUCAACUUCAGCUACUUUUACCUGAUGGACGACAAGAAGUACAAGCUCGGCGACUUGCUGACGGAAAAAGGCGCCCGUCUGGGCUGGACGUACGACAUUGGGGACAUGUGGCGUCACGAACUUGAAGUCGAGAACAUUUUAAGAGGAGUCAACCGCGCCUGCGAAGUGCUGGAAGGCAGCGGGAGGUGCCCCCCGAAAGAUGGUCACGGCAACGUCCGGUACAACAAGACGCUGCAGAUUCUGAAAAACAAGAAGCACCCGGAGUACCGCAAGAAGCUCGCCGAGUGCGGCGAGGCGUGCAACGUAACUGGCCGCUUCGACUUCACCGAGUUCAACCUGGCCGAUCGGCAACGGGCGCUGAAAGAAGCGUUAGCAUCGACAGCUAGCACACAGUCCGAGUCGAAACUGUACACUUCGCAGUUGGGGGGUUUCGGGGGCAAUCUGGGGGACCUGCUCAGGGGGCGGGUGGGGAAGGGGCAGCGUGUAGUCGAAAAUCUGCAGGGUUUUUCUAACGGCCCCACCCUUACUGAAACCAUCUCCACGCGCGCCGACAAGAAGGACCUUUCGCUCUGCGCCAACUGCGGCAAACCCGACGCGCAGAGCCGAUGCGGCCGCUGCCGAGUCUUGCGCUACUGCUCCAAGGAGUGUCAAACUCUUCACUGGAAGGGAGGGGGUCACAAGCUGGCGUGCGUUCCGAAAGGGUGAAGCAGUCGCCGUUGAGAUCUUGGGUGGUGUUUGAUCCGUGUUGCGGUAAACUGUGUUAAGUACCCAAGUCCUAGCGUCCAAAAGGGGCGCCCUCGUCUUUGACAGGUCUAUGCCGUAGAAAAGCGUUGCUGGACUCUUGUCAAUGAGUCCCACGACCACGAACAGCUUCUGUGCAAGUGUCGCUAGCUGUAGAGGAACGGAACGUGAACGUAUUUCUGCGGGCAUGCUCAGAUUUUUCUCAGCCGCGUGUAGAUUCGACCAUGCAGGCUCCAACGUUGAUUUGCAACGGAUCAGGUUGGCUCGACUUAUGGCGCCUAUGAAUAUCGC